CCUCGGGGCGGCCGCUGGGGCGGGGCGGGAGCGGCGUUGCCGCCCUCCCUCCAUCCCUCCCCGUGCCCGCUCCUCGUCGCCGUCCCGCGGAGCCUUCUGCCCUCCUGCAGCCGCCCGGGAUGGUUGUGAGGAGCGGCGGUCGGGAGCCGCGGGCUGCGCUGGGGCGGCGGCACAUGGCGGGCGGGCGCUGAGGGGGCGCGUCCCGGUGCGGGCUCCCGCCCGCCGGCAGCGGGGCUGGGGACUGUGCCGGCGGCCUGGGAAGGGGGAAGAGUGAGGGGUCGAACCCCGGUCCCGGGGAUGGCGGAGACACUGAGCCCCUGCAGCCCACGGGGCCAGUGCCAGCCCGGCAUGGGCGCCAACGCCUCGUCCGCCAACAUGGACACCAACGCCUCCUCCUCGGCCGCCCCCGCGCUGAUGGGCGGCAGCGCGUGGAGGGGCCGGGAGCCCUUCUCCAUCUUCACCGUCCUCGUCCUGACCCUGCUGGUGCUCCUCACCGUGGCCACCUUCCUCUGGAACCUGCUGGUGCUGGCGACCAUCCUGCGAGUGAAGGCCUUCCACCGGGUGCCCCACAACCUCGUGGCCUCCACGGCGGUGUCGGACGCGCUGGUGGCGGCGCUGGUGAUGCCGCUGAGCCUGGUGAAGGAGCUUUCGGCCGGGCGGCGGUGGCGGCUGGGCCGGGAGCUGUGCCUCGUGUGGGUCAGCUUCGACGUGCUGUGCUGCACCGCCAGCAUCUGGAACGUGACGGCCAUCGCCCUGGACCGCUACUGGUCCAUCACCCGCCACCUGCAGUACACGCUGCUCACCCGCCGCCGCAUCUCCAACGUGAUGAUCGCGCUCACCUGGGUGCUCUCCGCCGCCAUCUCCCUCGCCCCCCUCUUCGGCUGGGGCGAGACCUACAGCCCUGAGCAGGAGCGCUGCCAGGUCAGCCAGGACCCCUCCUACACCAUCGUCUCCACCGGCGGGGCUUUCUACCUGCCCCUCUGCGUGGUGCUGUUCGUCUACUGGAAGAUCUACAAGGCGUCCAAGUUCCAUAUGGGGGGCCGCAGGAGGAACGCCGUGGUGCCCCUGCCCGAGGCUGCCCAGGUGAAGGAAGCUUCGCAUGAACCACAGAUGGUGUUUACAGCUCGUCAUGCAGCUAUCACUUUCCAGACAGAUGGAGAAACAUGGAGAGAACAGAAAGAGAAAAAGGCAGCUCUGAUGGUUGGCAUCUUAAUUGGAGUUUUUGUACUGUGCUGGAUCCCUUUCUUCGUCACAGAAUUAAUAAGUCCCCUCUGUUCCUGCAACAUCCCACCGGUCUGGAAAAGCAUCUUUCUUUGGCUUGGCUACUCAAAUUCUUUCUUUAAUCCUCUAAUUUAUACAGCAUUUAACAAAAAUUACAACAAUGCCUUCAAGAACCUUUUUGUAAAGCAGAGAUAAAAGGGGACACAGAGGAGAAAAUCAUUCUCUGUUGCAUAAUGUAGAGAUUUCUGGAGGGAAACAUGCCUGUGAUAUGUACAGGUUUCAUGCACUAGAGCUACUCAAGGGGAUUCAGGAACAAUGAGAAAGAAGGUGGAAGAUGUUUGGAUAUAAACCAACUGACAGUUUACAGUUCCUCCUUGGAAAUACAUAUGUGCUGCUCCAGGGUUUGGCAGAGAAGAUGGAAGCAGUGAAUACCUCCCGUCUGCUCUUGGAAUCAACAUGUGCUGAGGUCUAAAGCGAAGCACUGUGUGUGUCUGAUACCAUGACUGUCAAACCCAACACAUCUGAUCUCAUCCAACCUACACGUGCCAUCCUGGAGCUCUCUCAUCAUUAGCAAAGGCAACAGUGGGAGCUGCUAAUUGAGCAAUACCAAAAUGUUUGUGACAGGGGCAGGAUGCUGCUUCAUUUCUGAGAUUUUUUUGGAAGGGAAUAAACAUGAUGUAUUCAAUCA
Pipra filicauda (Wire-tailed manakin) is the source of this 1909-nucleotide messenger RNA. RefSeq names its product 5-hydroxytryptamine receptor 5B-like. Gene Ontology annotation, biological process: chemical synaptic transmission; G protein-coupled receptor signaling pathway, coupled to cyclic nucleotide second messenger. The coding region runs from base 298 to 1416 and encodes 372 amino acids. Gene Ontology annotation, molecular function: neurotransmitter receptor activity; G protein-coupled serotonin receptor activity. The transcript has 2 exons. The record is from RefSeq and is a predicted model, not a curated record. Lineage: Eukaryota; Metazoa; Chordata; Aves; Passeriformes; Pipridae. Gene Ontology annotation, cellular component: dendrite; plasma membrane.